AUGGGACUACGAGAUCGUGUUCGUAAAACAUUCAAGAAGAAGGAUGGAUCCUCGUCAAAUAGCUCGACCCCUUCCACAAGUUCAGACCCCAGCCAUUACACUGGUCGGACAGAUAUCGAAUACUACAAGCCAAAUGAAAUUCCCAAGUCCAAGUACCGAGGCAAGGUCGAUCCAGAACACAAAGAAAAGCUCGAUUCAUACUCCUUCGCGGAUGCUUUCAAUAGUGUCCGACGCAAAUCCUCCCAAGCCCUGUCGGGGAUUAUGAGCCCUGGAGGUACCAAGUCGCAGAGCAGGAGAGCGAGCUAUAUGAGCCACACGUCAAAAGCGUCGAAAGAUGGACGAGCACACGAGCCCGCGAACACUGUGAGCAGAAGAGGCACUGUCUCAGAAAACCGACCUGCAAAUAUUCGGGAGAAUUCGGACGAUGAUACUGACGUGCUGAAUGCUGGAAUCUCAAAACAGACCACUGUUAAGCAAGCACAGCCUGUGGAAAACCCUACAAAUAUACCAGAGGUAAAACUCGAAAGACAGGCGACCGUCCUUGACCAACCAUUUACGACUCAAGAGCUUGAGCAAGCGAUGAAAAGAGCCGCGAUACAGUCUAGUGACGAUAGUACGCUUCGCCACAGUAUGGCCAUUGCGGCACACUGA
This is a messenger RNA of Lithohypha guttulata, 651 nucleotides long. RefSeq lists its product as uncharacterized. NCBI's taxonomy places the organism in Eukaryota, Fungi, Ascomycota, Eurotiomycetes, Chaetothyriales, Trichomeriaceae. Bases 1 to 651 code for a protein of 216 amino acids. The transcript has 2 exons. The record is from RefSeq and is a predicted model, not a curated record.